UUACUGGUCAGCUGCACGAGCAAGACAGCAGCGCUGCCAGACCCGUGAACUGCGUAAAGGAGCCGGUCUUUGGCUCUACACAAAUGGAGAACUAAGAAUAAUUGGGUACCGGGAGAUGUUCGAUGUCAGAAUAUAUUUUGUGAAAUCUAGAAUGCGCUUAAAACGCAUUGGAAACUGAACAUUGUGUAGCCUACGAACACGGACAGUCUCUUCAUGAGCUCCAGCUUCAUUCCAUUUAUUUGGAUUCUCUUUCGCAGUUCCACGUAUUGAGAUGGUCUAUUUUUGUGAUGGCGAGAGGUCUGUUUCCACGGGCCUGGAUAAAGAAAUCAUUCUUUUUCCAGGCUCGCAUCUCCUUUGUGCGGGUGAAAUACCUGUUCCUCACCUGGCUGACGGUGUUUGUUGGGGGCUGGGUGAUCUAUGUCCAGUAUUCUAACUACACCGAGCUGUGCAGAGGACACGAGUGCAAGAACGCCAUAUGUGACAAAUACAGGAGAGGCAUCAUUGACGGCUCGGCCUGCAGCAGCCUUUGUGACAAAGACACCCUCUACCUGGGCAGGUGCCUCUCCACCAGCCCCAACAACCAGGUGUACACAGGUGGCUGGGGUGACGUGGACGGGGUGAUCCGCUGCCAGGUGGGGGAGGUGCUGCACUAUGAGCUCGGAGAGGAGCCGGAGCCCCGGAGAGAGGCCGCAGUCUUCGACAAACCCACCCGCGGAACGUCUGUGGAGAAGUUCCGAGAGAUGGUCUUCAAUCACCUCAAGUCAAAACUGGGCGAGCAAGCUAAUCUGGCCAGCCUGGUGACCCAAAUACUCAGCGUCGCCGACGGCAACAAGGACGGCCACGUCUCGCUCCCAGAGGCCCGUUCGGCCUGGGCUCUUCUCCAGUUGGACGAGGUGCUGCUGGGCCUGCUCCUCCAGGAACGGGGCCACACCCCUCGUCUGAUGGGCUUCUGUGGAGACCUGUACGUGACCGAGAGGGUACCCUAUGGCCCCCUUUACGGUGUCAGCCUCCCCUGGCCCCUGGAGGCCUGGGUCCCCAGUGGGGCCCGACGCAGCAUGGACCAGUGGUUCACCCCCUCGUGGCCCCGCAAAGCCAAGAUCUCCAUGGGUCUCCUGGAGCUGGUGGAGGACAUCUUCCACGGCAACUACGGCAGCUUCCUCAUGUGCGACCUGAGCGCCGGCCACUUCGGCUACACGGACCGCCACGACCUCCGCCUCACUGACCCGCGGGCCAUCGUCUCUGAGGACGCGUUCAGGCGAACCAUGCGCGCGCUGCACUGCGAGAAGGACGACGACUGCUUGUUUGGGGCGGACUGCCGGACGUCGUGCGACGUGGCUCAGAAACGAUGCAGGGAGGAGGUGACCCAGCCCAACCUGGCCAAGGCGUGCAGGGCUCUGAGGGACUACCUCCUGAGGGGAACACCGUCGGAGCUGAGGGAGGAGCUAGAGAGGCAGCUGUAUGCCUGCAUGGCCCUCAGGGGUUCAGCGGGCCAGAUGGACAUGGAACACUCGCUCAUCCUGAACAACCUCAAAGCUCUGCUGUGGAGACAGAUCUCUCAUACUAAAGACUCAUGAUGUAAUUGACAAGUCUGCUACUGGCACAUUGGCUUGGUUAGAGGAGCCUUUGAGGAAAGUAUUUCUAAAAACUCAACCACUUUUGGUGGAUUGUUCAUUCAAGACUAUAUUGUGUUAUCUACCACCCGUUUUUAUGUUGCAUAGCAGUUGUUUUGGCGGUGUAACUGCAUUAGAGCUGUCAAACCCACAAGCGGCUCCUGGCAUACCUAUUUGAAAGGAAAUUGAUGUGGAACUACCUUUUUAGAAAGCUUUUUUCACAACUUUGUUUUGUAGUAAAACAGAGGAAGAAAAAGUGUUUCCAGUGACAUCGGUGAGCGUCGUGUAAUUUUAACCAUUAUAGACAUUGCCUACUAAUUGGUUGUCAUUGGAAAUCUUCCUUUUUUUAAAUGACUAAGCAACAAAUGUGCCAUUUUCACAUUUUGAUGUUGGCGUGGUGCUGGAGAUAAAUUUUUUCCUUUUAAUGAAAACACUAAUUUCAGAUUUAGUCUACACCUCGAUUAGACGGAUGAAUGAUUUUGAAUUUGAGCAUCAUUUCUAUAUAGCCUACACUUUCUCGCUCUGAACUUCUAACGCGAGUGGCUUCAUGACAAUCGAAAGCAGCCGCUCACCGAUUUGACAGCUCCACCUCAAGACACCGUCAAAACAUUAGCUAUGCGGCUAUCGCUGGUUAAAGCUUGAUCCGAUUAAAUCUAGACAUGGGUCGUUGGACGAAUGGACUACCACAAUUCAUAUUCAGGAUGCUGGGAAACUGUAGAGAUAUUUGCUGUUUAUGAAGGAGCUCAUGGAACAUUUUGAAGCGAUAGUAUGAACUACACUUGCACAUUACAUGAAGACAAUGUGACCAAAAUAUCUGAGGAAAGCGUAUACAAGUCUACGGCUUUGUCCCAAUCUUUCCUGCCAUGUUUUGAAAUGACCAGUAUUACCAGUUUGUCCAUACCUUGACUGAUCCUUUGCUUUUAGAUUCAUGGGAAGUAGUGGAACGAGUGUAUACUUCAGGAGGUCAGAUACUGGGACACACCCCAUGGAGUCAUCCACUUUGCUGGACGUUUCACCACCCUUCCUCACUUGAUGAUUUGCAUUGGCAUAUAGCAGUGCUGCAUCAAAACUGGACUAAUAAGUCUCUUCUACACCCUCUGAUAAAUGCCAGUUUGCAUACCGUGUACAUUUGUCAUUUCCACUAUGUAGCAUCCUAGUGCCAUAUUCUGUACAAGCUAGAUAGAGAUCAUGCUGAAAACACCAGACUUGUUAUCUUCCACUUGAGGUAGAGUACAUGAACUACAUUUGACUUGCCGUUUCUACAUCCUUAAGCUCAAACUGUACAUCUUUUAAAAUGGAAACCCAGUCCGAUGUGGAUUCUGAAGGAGUUAAAUGCAGCUGUGACCUUCAGUUGAGGGAUGAAUUGCAAUGUAGAUGUAUGUUUACCUUGAAGUUUGAACCAGCAUGAUUUUGCACAAUAAAAACCACAUACCACUCA
Messenger RNA from Oncorhynchus gorbuscha (pink salmon), 3048 nucleotides. RefSeq names its product divergent protein kinase domain 1A-like. NCBI's taxonomy places the organism in Eukaryota, Metazoa, Chordata, Actinopteri, Salmoniformes, Salmonidae. The record is from RefSeq and is a predicted model, not a curated record. Bases 288 to 1574 code for a protein of 428 amino acids. The transcript has 5 exons.